UACCUUGACAAUGCACCGACUUGGAGGCGUCGGUAUCGCAGCAUUCGACCGCCAGCAACAGUCUCAGCGCUCUUUUGCCGAACUGUCCAGCGAAAUCUCGCAAGGACAAGUCGACUUGCUCCACGCUCAGCUCGCCCAGUUCCGCAGCGCCCUCGCGCACUACGCUUCUACACACCGCGACCGCAUCCGCAAGGAGCCUUCCUUUAGGCAUGCAUUCCAGCAAAUGUGCACCACCAUCGGCGUGGACCCGCUCGCCGGCCCCCGGAAGGGCGGAUGGUGGGCCGAGAUGCUGAACCUCGGCGACUGGCAAUACGAGCUCGGCGUGCAGAUCGUCGACGUCUGCGUCAGCACGCGGGAACGGAACGGGGGCCUAAUUGAGAUGGGUGAGCUCAUCCGGAUGGUCAGCAAGCUGCGCGGCGUCGGCGGAGACGUGAUCACGGAGGAGGACGUCAUGCGGAGCAUCAAGACUUUGAAGCCGCUCAACGCGGGCUACGAGGUUAUCGACGUCGGUGGUGGGAAGAAGAUGGUGCGCAGCGUGCCAAAGGAGCUGGACGCGGACCAGGCGGUUGUGCUCGCGGUCGCCCAGGAAGAUGGCGGACGCGUGUCGGAGGCUGCACUCAUGUCGCGCAGGGGAUGGGCGCAGGACCGCGCUCGAGCCGCACUCUCGAACAUGCUGCUACGCGACGGCCUUUGCUGGCUGGACGAGCAAGACGAGCUCUAUGGCGUUUCUUACUGGGUGCCGUCGGCGAUGCGGUGGGACGAGUAGAGCUAUGGACCUCAUAAAUGUAUACGCUGUACUAUUAGAUGGUUGUAGCAAUAUCGGAUACUCGCGUGGAUCAUCUACGUGGCCAAGGCCG
This is a messenger RNA of Trametes versicolor FP-101664 SS1, 857 nucleotides long. Its product is annotated as winged helix DNA-binding domain-containing protein. The record is from RefSeq and is a predicted model, not a curated record. Lineage: Eukaryota; Fungi; Basidiomycota; Agaricomycetes; Polyporales; Polyporaceae. Gene Ontology annotation, cellular component: ESCRT II complex. Gene Ontology annotation, biological process: protein transport to vacuole involved in ubiquitin-dependent protein catabolic process via the multivesicular body sorting pathway. Bases 11 to 766 code for a protein of 251 amino acids. The transcript has 2 exons.